AUGCCUUCUGAACCCAGCCUCAGCAGUAGGGAGAUGCUGACAGGACAGAGGCUCUGUCAGUCAAAGUCCCACCAGGACUCAGUCCUUGCUGCCCUAAAUCAGCAGAGGAAGGACGGCUUGCUGUGUGACGUCACCCUGAUGGCCGGAGAGCAGAAGUUCCACGCCCACAAAGCCGUCCUGGCAGCAUGCAGCGAUUACUUCAGGGCUAUGUUCAGCUUGUGCAUGGUGGAGAGUGAGGCGGACGAGGUGACUCUGCAAGGAGUGACCGGCGUCGGACUGAAGCACGCUUUGGACUUUGCCUACACUGGGCAGAUCCUGCUGGAGCCAGCGGUCAUCCAGGACGUCCUGUCUGCAGGCAGCCACCUUCAGCUGCUGGAGCUCCUCAGUCUCUGCUCCCACUACCUCAUCCAGGAGCUGAGUAGCGUGAACUACCUGGAGCUGUACCGGGUGGCCGACCUGUUCCACCUCCCCGCCCUGGAGGAGGCCGUGGUGGGCUUCCUGGUGGAGCAUCUGUCUGAGCUGAGCCAGAGCAGGCAGGACGAGGCCCUGCAGCUGCCCUACCGCCUCCUCAGGGAGGUGCUGAAGAGCGACCGCCUCACCUCGCUGAGCGAGGAGGAGAUAUGGAAGCUGGUCGUUCUGUGGCUGGAACACGACUGCCGCCACCAGUACGCUGACGAUCUGCUCCAACACGUCCGCUAUGGCCUGAUGGAUGUCCCCACGCUGCACCACCUGGCCCGUAGCCACUCUCUGGUCCAGUCCAGCCCGACUGCCGCCGCCCUCGUGGAGGAGGCCCUGGACUACCACCACGCCACCUUCGCCCAGCCCCUCCGCCAGUCGGCCCGCACCAGGCCUCGAUUCCAGUCCCUCACCCUUUACAUAGCUGGCGGGCGGAAGCGGGAGGUGAGCAGGGUCAGGGAGCUGCGGUACUUCAACCCGGCCACGCAGGAGCAUGUGCGGGUCGCGGGCGGGUCCAACUGGAGCGAGCUGGCGCCCAUGCCAACCGGGCGCAGCCACCACUGUGUGGCCGUGAUGGGGAACUUCCUGUUUGUUGUGGGCGGGGAGGUGGAGCACGCCACGGGGAGGACGUGUGCCGUGAGGACUGCAUGUCGGUACGACUCCAGGGGAGACUGCUGGACUGAGAUCGCCCCCAUGAAGGCCUGCAGAGAACACUUUGUCCUGGGUGUGCUGGGCCAGUACCUGUACGCAGUGGGGGGCAGGAACGAGCUGAGGCAGGUGCUGCCCUCUGUGGAGCGCUACUGCCCCAAGAGGAACAAAUGGAUGUUUGUCCAACCCUUCGACCGCUCGCUGUCCUGCCACGCCGGCUGUGUGGCCGACAGCCUGCUCUGGGUCUCAGGUGGCGUGACAAACACAGCUCAGUACCAGAACCGACUGAUGGUCUACGACCCGGAACAGGACCAGUGGCUGGCCCACAGUCCCAUGUUGCAGAGGCGGGUUUACCACGUCAUGGUGGCGGUGAGGAGGCAGCUCUACGUGCUGGGCGGCAAUGACCUGGACUACAACAACGACCGAAUCCUGGUCCGCCACAUCGACUCCUACAACAUGGACCUGGACCAGUGGACGAGAUGCUCCUUCAGCCUCCUCACGGGUCAAAAUGAGUCCGGAGUGGCCGUCCACGAUGACAGGAUCUAUGUGGUCGGAGGAUACUCCAUUUGGACCAACGAGCCUCUGGCAUGCAUACAGGUGCUGGAUCUGAGCACAGAGGGGAAGGAGGAGGUCUUCUAUGGGCCAACACUGCCAUUCGCCUCCAACGGGAUAGCCACUUGUUUCCUCCCGGCUCCCUACUUCACCUGCCCGAACCUACAGACUCUACAAGUGCCCCAUCACAGGAUAGGUGCCGUUUAA
Molecule: messenger RNA, 1863 nt
Organism: Anoplopoma fimbria (sablefish)
Lineage: Eukaryota; Metazoa; Chordata; Actinopteri; Perciformes; Anoplopomatidae
Gene: klhl32
Product: kelch-like family member 32
Exons: 10
Coding region: 1-1863 (620 amino acids)
Molecular function (GO): protein binding
Source: RefSeq, a predicted model, not a curated record